Rotaria sp. Silwood1 is the source of this 483-nucleotide messenger RNA. Lineage: Eukaryota; Metazoa; Rotifera; Eurotatoria; Philodinida; Philodinidae. The record is from the annotation of a GenBank genome assembly.
AUGGCAUUUAUAUCAAACAAUAAAAUAGUGCAUCAUGAUUUAGCAACAAGAAAUAUUCUACUUCAAAAUGAAAAAUAUAUUAAACUUAGUGAUUUUGGUUUAUCACGUUGUGAAGGUGAAAAGCUUGAAGCUAAUGAUUGUAUUGUAUCAGCACUUUGGUCUGCACCGGAAUGUUUUGAUCGAACACAAAUACUUUCAUCAUCAUCGGAUCGAUUUUUAAUUGAACAAGGUCGUCGAUUGUCACAACCAGAACGAUGUUCAGAAAGUUUAUAUGAUUUAAUGUAUCGUUGUUGGAAUGCAAAUAUAGCUAAACGACCACGUUUCGUCGAUAUAAUCGAUGAAUUAAAUGGAACGAAUCUAAGAAAAGAUAGUAUAAUACCAUUUACUCAUGGAGAAAGAAAGUCAAUUCAAACUACAUCAACUAUUGAGGAUCCUUAUAUAGAACUGGACAAUAAUGAAGAUGAAGAUACAAUACUUUUGUGA